GUCAAUCGUCAGUAUGAUCAGGAUGAAAAUAACAACUCAGAAAUGAGUAAAUGGACAACAUUUCACUGAUUUUAAAUGUUUUGCUGAUACUGUUGCAUAUAAAUUAAUUUACCAUGCGCAAUCCGACUGACAGAGUUACGAUAAACCUUGGCUUUGAUCCAGAGAGAAGCUAUUCUGACGGGUAUAAAAGCAAGUCCAUCACCAGGGCAUGGCGGAGACUUUCAAGCCUUCAAAGGACAGUGAUCAUAGCAGCUAUGUGCGUGUUUGGCAUGUGCGUGUUCUACCUGGCGCCAGUGUUCCGCUGGGAGUCCAUGGGACGAGAGGGCCGCAUGCUGCCUAGGAACAUGCCCAACCAGCCUGUGGAUAUGCUGCCUCCAGACGUACUGCAGAAUGUUGCUGACGAGUUGGAAAAACAAAGAGUUGAAGAGCGGAGGAAAGCAGUACAUGAGAUUCAAGACGUCUUGGUACAUGAGGAAAAAGUGGAGGAACCAAAUGUUGCAGACUCUCCGCUCAAGUUUGACACACACAAAGACCAGGAGCAGGCACAGAAAGAAGUUGUUGCCAAACUGGCAAACCAUUACUAUCGACACAGGCGACCUUCAUUUCAGCAAAUCGAGGUUGACAGGUCUGCAGACCCCAGAAGAAAGUUUGAAGCCGUGGUGGACUAUGACUACUUCAGUGCAAAUCGUCGUAACAACCCUCAGCAGUUGGAGAUUAUAGAGGCAUUCCAGGAAUGUUGGUCGGCGUACAAGAAGUAUGCGUGGGGCCAUGACGAAUUCCACCCCAUCACCAAGAAAUGGUCGGAGUGGUUUGGUGUUGGGCUGACUAUUGUUGACUCUUUAGAUACGGCUAUUAUCAUGGGAUUAAAGAAAGAGUAUGAUGAGGGCAGGGAAUUUGUUGCCAAGGACUUGAGGUUUGACAAGGACCAAGACGUCAAUCUGUUUGAGAUCACUAUCCGAGUGCUGGGAGGCUUGCUGAGCUCCUACCAUCUCACGGGCGAUGAAAUCUUCAAGGAGAAAGCCGUUGACCUUGGGGAUCGUCUGUUGCCAUGCUUCAACUCUCCGUCCCGUGUCCCCUACUCGGACGUGAACCUCCGUACGGGGAAUGCCCACGCCCCGCGCUGGGGCCCGGACAGCUCGACCUCCGAGGUCACCACCAUCCAGCUGGAGUUCAAAGACCUGUCAAAGGUCACCGGUGAUCCCAAAUAUAAGGACGCAGUGAAUGAGGUGGCUAAGCAUGUCCAUGAUGAGCCCAAGAAGGACGGUCUCGUGCCAAUCUUCAUCAACGCUCAGACUGGCAAGUUGCGUAACUCUGCUACCAUCAGUGUUGGAGCCCGUGGAGACAGCUACUAUGAAUACCUGUUCAAGCAGUGGAUACAGACUGGAAAAACUGAGGACCAGUAUAAAGAUGACUUUGUAGCCAGCGUUGAAGGGAUGAAGAGGCACCUUGUGAAGAAGUCGGAGCCUUCCAAACUGACCUACAUAGGAGAGCUGGUCAACGGGCACAGCUUUGCACCCAAAAUGGACCACCUGGUCUGCUUCAUGGGGGGUACCCUGGCGCUGGGUCACGCUAACGGACUGCCUGCAGACUAUCUGGAACUUGGCAAGGAGAUGACCCGCACCUGCUACGAGAUGUACGCACGCAUGCCCACCAAACUGAGCCCGGAGAUCGUCUACUUUAAUAUGGCCACCGGAGCCUCAGAUGAUCUUAUUGUGAAGGGUGCUGAUGCCCACAAUCUCCUGCGGCCCGAGACUGUGGAGAGCAUAUUCUACCUGUAUCGCCUCACCCAGGACGAGAAGUAUCGGGAAUGGGGCUGGAGAAUUUUCCAGGCAUUCAAGAAGUACACCCGAGUGCCCGGCUUUGGCUAUUCCUCGAUAAACAAUGUUAAAAACGCUGGCAGUCCCAGCUAUAGAGACAAAUUAGAGAGUUUUUUCAUGGCGGAAACACUUAAAUAUUUAUAUUUGAUUUUUAGCGAUGAUCCCGAUUUAAUCCCGUUGGAUAAGUUCGUUAUUAACACCGAAGCACAUCCGCUGCCGAUAUAUAAGAACCCUAUAUAGACAGCAUUACUUCAAUUCACUCAUUUGUAGAUUAUUAUAUGUUUGUUAUCAAUAUAUGCUUGUAUAUUUCCAGUUUAUUUUUAUGUAAAUAUUUUGGAGACAGUGUUUAUUUAUUGAAUUAUUUACCUUAGUAUUAUUUCAGAUGUUUUGCUUAACAUAAGCAACCUUACCACCUGGCAUUUUCCACCUGAUAGAAUAACACAAUUUAUGUGUUUUCAUACUCCUAUCAAUAAAACUGAUAAUAUUGUUUCCAGUAUUGUUAUGUACAAUUUGAAACACAGUCUAUUUUAUAUCCAGUUCAGUUUUUGUAUUGGUUAGUUCUCUGGGCAUUACCUCAAAUGUUCAUGGUCCACACCUUUUUUCAUGGCGGAAACGCUUAGAUAAAUAUGAGUCACGUUCUGAGAAAACUGGGCAUAAUGCAUGUGCGUAAAGUGUCGUCCCAGAUUAGCCUGUGCAGUCUGCACAGGCUAAUCAGGGACGACACUUUCCGCUUUUAUGGUAUUUUUAGUUUCCAGGAAGGCCCUCCUUACCGAAAAUCAAGUUUAGGCGGAAAGUGUCGUCCCUAAUUAGCCUGUGCGGACUGCACAGGCUUAUCUGGGAUGACACUUGACGCACAUGCAUUAAGCCCAGUUUUAUCAGAACACAACUCAUAUAUAUAUAUAUAUAUAUAUAUAUAAUUUUUAGAGAUGAUCCCGAUUUAAUCCUGUUGGAUAAGUUCGUUUUAAACACUGAAAAACAUCCUCUGCUGAUAUAUAAGAACCCUAUAUAGGGAAUGUUACUUCAAUUCACGCAUUUGUAGAUUAUUAUAUGUUUGUUAUCAAUGUAUGUUUGUAUAAUUCCAGUUUAUUUUUAUGUAGAUAUUUUGGAGACAGUGUUCAUUCAUUGAAUUAUUUACCUUAGUAUUAUUUCAGAUGUUUUGCUUAAUGUAAGCAACCUUACCACCUGGCAUUUUCCACCUGAUAGAAUAACACAAUUUAUGUGUUUUCAUACUCCUAUCAAUAAAACUGAUAAUAUUGUUUCCAGUACAGUAAUGUACAAUUUGAAACACAGUCUAUCAUAUAUUCAGUUCAGUUUUUGUAUUAGUUUGUUCUCUAUGAAUUAUCUCAAAUUGUCAUGGUCCACAGGUUCAAAAGGUCCCAAAGACACCUAGUUGUUGUAUUUUUGUGAAUUUUCUGUCUAUUCUAAUAUUUUCCUCUAAAAAUUAUAUUAAAGAGAAUAUAAAACACGAUUGUAUGGUUGUAAGGACUGAUGGACGUAACAUAGUUAUUAGACCGGAUUAAACAAUUUCCCUGUUAAAAACCAAAGAAAUAAUUCUUUAUUUGUUUAAAGUUCUUUAAUUCUUUGUUUAUUUCUUUUUUCACGUUAAAAGUGCUUUAAACUAGUAAAUACUGCUUAGGUAUGGGUUGUUUUACCUUUUUGUAAAGAAAUCUUGAUCUGAAAUAUCACUCGGUGAUCAUUUUUAUAUAAGAAUUCCGUGAUGAGAUAUGCUAAUACCACUGCAGGAAGUCGAUGUGCCCAGCCCACCUACUUCUCAAAGCCUAUUGGGGUCUUUUUUUGAAGAUGAUUUUUUAUUUUUGGCUGUGCUCUGAAAAGGGGGUUUACUGAAUGAGCUCAGUGUCACCCCAGAUUAGCCUGUGCAGUCUGCACAGGCUAAUCAGGGGUGACACUUUCUGUGUAAACUGCAUUUUUUCUAAGAAGAGACUUUCUUUAAACAAAAAAUAUCAUAAAAGCGGAAACUAAGCUAACUGCACAGGCUAAUCUGGGACAACACUGUACGCACAUGCAUUAAAGCCCCUUUUCACAGAGCAUGGCCCAUUUCAAUGUAUAGUAUGUUUAGCUCCCCCAGGCACGAUAUACACAUGUUGAUCUAUUGAGAUCACCAAACGUCUGUCUUUGGCCAUCGUAUGUAAUCAACUUGUAGCUGGUUACCUCUGAAGAGGACACAUUUUUUUAUCCAAUCUUAAUGAAACCUUGUAAGAAUAAUUGUCUUUACUUAUUUUAGGUUAAGUUCAAAUCUGGGUCAUCCAAAAACUAGAUCAUCAGGUCAAAUCUAAGAAUAACCGUGUAACCACUUUACAGGCUAAAUAAAAGACUUAAAUCUUCAUGACACAAGGUCAGAAUGUUCAUCGUGACAACUUCAAGGCAGGGUUGGAAUCUUGGUCAAGGUCAUCAAAUAUAGUGCCACUUGGUCAAGGUCAUCAAAUAUAGUGCCACUUGGUCAAGGUCAUCAAAUAUAGUGCCACUUGGUCAAGGUCAUCAAAUAUAGUGCCACUUGGUCAAGUCUUGAAAAUAGAUAUUAAACAUAGCCGAACGCUUCAUUGCCAUCAUGGCCCUCUUGUUUCAAAAUAUCAAUUAAAUGGUCUUUUAAUGUAAGUUAUAAUGAACGGCAUAUAAUUUGAAAUACCAACAUUUUGGCAUGCAAACAACCACCUACAUUUUGACAUUUCUGAUAUGAAACAUAACAUUCAAUUUUUGUUUCUUAAAAUACUGACAUUUAGUGAAAGUCAAUAAAGCAAUUAUUUCUUUCAAUGACUCAGCAAAUGAUGAUAAUAUUUGAAAUUAAAAAUAAGUCUCAGAAAUGUGCAAGUAGCUUUUUGUAACAAGACAGAAAGCUGCUAUGGUAUAUGGCUUAAUUAACCCUUUCCUACUCAGAAGCAAAGUUAAAUGGCUAUGUGCAAACAGCAUAAAACCAGAACAGCCUGCGAGUAACUCACAGUCUGUUCAGGUUUUAUGCUGUUUGCUGCUCAUCAGUAUAAGUGGGUUAGAAAUAAAGCCUUUAAAACUUUAAUCUCGUGUUAAAGGUCUUUAAUUAAAUGUAACUUUCUAAGGGACUACAAAUGUGUCAAAAUAUGUAUCUAAGUGGUAAAGAGUGAACAGUACUUUUGUUCUCAAUAUUACCCUUACAGGCAUUAAUCUCACAACCCACCUUAGAAUUAUAAUCUGGACAUAUAUUAAGUAUUAAUGAGAUUUAUUGAUUGCCAUUGUAAACUUUUAUUGUUUAAGAGUUAUCCUUCAGCAGCCUAUUGUAUACAUAUAAAUAACUUAAGCCUAUACGAACGAUAACCUUAUUCGGAUAAAGAUAACCGAAGUAAAAAACCUUGGCUAAAUCUUAUACAAACGUAUCCAAAAUGUGCACCUGUUCGGAUAUCUAUUUGUUUAUACAAUCGCUAACCAAAAAAUGUUAUCCUUAAAUUGGAGAUAACCAGAUGUUAUCCACUGGAUAAUAGUUAUCCAGAUUUAUACAAUUGGCUGCUGCGCAAUUAUUUACUUUGAAAAUAAACAAAGGUCAAUAAAUCUGAAAAGGAAAGGCACAGAGUUAUGGUCCCUGUGAAAAGCAGUUUUCUGUACCUAGAACCAUCCAAAUGUCAAAACUGUCCCUUUUAUUAUUUUUGUCUUCAGAUAUAUUUUCAAUAUAUAUAGCAUGAUAAUAAACUAAGACAAUAAAUGAAGGUUAAAGUAGGGGGUUCAAUGCGAUGUGAUCCAUUUACCCAUUAAGUUAAAUUUUAGUACUUUUUGGUCAAGUUAUACACAAAAGCAAAUAAUGGUGGCCUACCAAAGUUGCUAAUAUAGCUCAAAUUUUGGUCGCUUAGUCAAAACACAUGACAACAAUUCUAAAUCUGCUUAACAAUUGACAAUAUAUUGUUAUAAGGCAGUCAUAGUAAUGUAUUGUUGUAAUUGUCCCCUACCGGUGAAACCGGAGGUGACUAACGGUUUGCGCUCUGUGUGUCAGUCUAUCUGUCAGUCCGUCACACUUUUCUGGAUCCUGCGAUAACUUUAAAAGUUCUUCAUAUUUUUUCAUGAAACUUGAAACAUAGAUAGAUGGCAAUAUGGAGAUUAUGCACGUCAUUUCAUUGUGGCAGCUAUGGCAACAAAUAUAUACACUCAAAAAAUACUGACAAUGGUGGAGUUUCACUGGUAGGGGACCAUAUUGCUUGGCAAUCUCUUGUUUUCAGUAUAUGAUCAUACUUUGGGUGUUGGGAAAUACUAAACACGUGUUAUAAUGAACAUUAUAUUAUUUAAAAAGGACAGUUUUUCAAGGUUUGGUUAUCACAAAUGUUGUUCAAUUAUUUAAAAAUAAAUAAUAAUACAUUGUAGGAUUUGGGUAUUUUAAUUAUGAAACAUAAACAAUCUUGGCUUUUUCAUGUGUUAAUUUUGUUUGCUCUUCAUAAAUAACCUUGAAAAGUUUGCUUUAUCAAUAAGUGCAGAAUAAAAAUUAGUAAAGAGUUCCAAAUCUUGAAUUCUUGUACCUUAUGAUGAAUACUUGGAUUAUAGAAAACUCUUUACAUAGAAUUACAGUCGGGAGUCCUCCAGUUUCAGACUCUAAAUGAUUUUGAUAUUUUAAUAGAAGAAACAAAUUGUACUAUAUCAUUAAAUCUUGAAGCAUUGAUUACAAAGAUAAAAUUCCAUUAUCAACUAUUUUAAUACAGGACUUUUUGAAACUUUUUUAUAGUGUAAGGCAAGCCUCAAAGGCUAUGUACAUGUAUUUUUGUUGUGUUUAAGAGCUUUAUUUGCAAAGUUCUUUAUUGAUUUUAUUGUUAUGUAAACUAUUUGUGUUUUUCCUGUGUGCUAAUAUUUAUGGUGAGAGGUGAUUUUUUUCCUCUGAUUUAGAUGACAUUGCAUUGGUUGGUUAUCAUUUUGUAGUACAUGUACAUGUCUUGCAAUAUGCUUGAGAAUAUUGUAAAAUAAUUGCAAAAAAAAGUUUAAUAAACUAAAAUAAACUGUU
Molecule: messenger RNA, 6780 nt
Organism: Dreissena polymorpha
Lineage: Eukaryota; Metazoa; Mollusca; Bivalvia; Myida; Dreissenidae
Product: endoplasmic reticulum mannosyl-oligosaccharide 1,2-alpha-mannosidase-like
Exons: 13
Coding region: 114-2057 (647 amino acids)
Biological process (GO): N-glycan processing; carbohydrate metabolic process
Cellular component (GO): endoplasmic reticulum; membrane
Molecular function (GO): mannosyl-oligosaccharide 1,2-alpha-mannosidase activity; calcium ion binding
Source: RefSeq, a predicted model, not a curated record